AUGCGGGAGCUGCUCGUUGCUGUACUCGGCGGCGGCUGUUUCAUCAGUAUAGACUGCGGGCUACAGGGAGAGGAGAGCUAUGUCGACGACAACACUAAGCUGUUGUACGUCACUGAUGCUGGCUUCACCGACACUGGCAUACCUUACAACAUCUCGGCUGAGUACUUCGGGCCGCGGCUCUCCAAGCCCGUCCAAAGCCUACGAAGUUUCCCCGAUGGUGUGCGCAACUGCUACACGCUACGGUCACUGGUGCCCGGUCUCAAGUACCUGUUCCGCGCCACGUUUCUCUAUGGCAACUACGAUGGCCUUAACAAGCGACCAGCGUCGUUCGACCUCUACAUCGGCAUCAACUUCUGGACUGCGGUGAACACGACAUUGUGGGGGUCGGACCAGGGCAACACGUGGGAAAUAGAGGCCAUCGUCAUCGUCCCGGAUGAUGUGGUGCAGGUGUGCCUGGUGAACACCGGCGACGGGACGCCCUUCAUCUCCGGACUGGACGUGAGGCCGCUGAAGAUGUCGCUCUACCCGCAGGUGACCGCGGUGCUGGGGCUGGUCCUGCUAGGCAGAGUAAACUUUGCCCCAAUAAAUAAAACAGUCACCCUCAGGUACCCCGAUGAUCCAUACGACCGGCUCUGGUACCCGUCUUUUGAUGCCACGAUCUUGGCAGAGAUGUCGACUAAGGAGAGCGUGGGAACCAUCGGCUCUUUCGAGGUGCCCACGGCAGUGAUGCAGACGGCGGGCACACCGCGGAACCCCUGGGAAAACAUCGAGUUCUACUGGGACGCGCAGCCCCAACCCAAAAACCCUACACCAGGGUAUAUCGCCAUCUUGCACUUCUCCGAGCUGCAGCUCCUCAAUGGCAGCAAUGGCGAGCUGCGCGAGUUCAACAUCAAUCUCAACGACAACCUCUGGCACGCGGGCUACACGCCAUAUUACCUCUUCAGUGGCUACCUUUACAGCGAAUCCCCCAGCCGGGAGAGCGGCUACAACUUCUCCAUCGAGGCCACAACCAGCUCCACGCUGCCGCCCAUCAUCAACGCCGUCGAGGUGUACUCCGUCAUCCCCACCACCAACCUUGGCACCGACAUCCAAGAUGCAUUUGCCGCCAUGUCAAUCAAGGCCAAGUACAAGGUGCAGAAGAACUGGAUCGGUGACCCGUGCCUUCCCAAGACUAUGAUGUGGGAUAGGUUGACCUGCAGCUCUAAGACUGCCAACCCUUCAAGGAUAACUACCAUAAAUCUGUCCUCAAGUGGCCUGAUUGGUGAUAUAUCGUCUUCCUUCGCAAAUUUCACGGCUCUCCAAUACUUGAAUUUGUCAAACAACAACUUGACAGGCUCAAUUCCAGACGCCCUUUCACAAUUACAAUCGUUGAUAGACAUAGAUUUGUCUGGCAACCAGCUCAAUGAAUCGAUCCCCCCUGGACUUCUCAAAAGAAUUCAAGAUGGCUCCCUGAACCUAAGGCAUGGCAACAAUCCAAACCUUUGUACCCGUGACAAUUCAUGCCAGCUUGCUGCUAAAAGGAAGAGCAAACUGGCUAUCUAUGUUGUUGUCCCCUUGCUUGUCAUUGUGGCGAUAGUAUCAGUUGCAGUCCUAGUCUUGUUCUUGCUAAGACGGCGAAAGCAGCAACAAGGAUCAAUGAACAAUAGGACAAUAAUAAAGGCGCAGAACGAGGAGGAAAUGUCAACGAACCAUGGCAAUGAUAGUGAUUCGCUGCGACUAGUCGAGAACCGCCGGUUCAUGUACAAGGAACUCGAGUUAAUAACCAAUGGCUUCGAGCGAGUGCUUGGCCAAGGAGGGUUCGGCCGUGUCUAUGAUGGCUUCAUGGAGGAUGGUACUCAAGUGGCGGUGAAGUUGCGGUCUCAUUCCUCUAAUCAAGGCGUCAAGGAGUUCCUCGCAGAGGCUCAGAUUCUAACCCGGAUUCAUCACAAGAAUCUUGUGACCAUGAUUGGGUACUGCAAGGAUGGGGAGUAUAUGGCUCUUGUGUAUGAGUACAUGUCGCAAGGAACCCUCCGAGAGCACAUUUUUGGUAUGACUACCAGUUCCGAUUGUUUACCUUGGAGACAGAGGCUCCGGAUCGCACUUGAAUCUGCACAAGGGUUGGAGUAUCUGCACAAGGGAUGGAACCCGCCUAUUAUCCAUAGGGAUGUCAAGGCCACCAACAUCUUGCUGGAUGCUAGACUGGAGGCCAAGAUCGCAGAUUUUGGCAUGUCUAAGGCCUUCGAUCACCACAAUGAAAAUUACAUUUCAACAAAUACAUUUGUCGAUACACCCGGAUAUGUGGAUCCAGAAUACCAGGCGACAAUGCAACCCUCAACCAAGAGCGAUGUAUACAGCUUUGGUGUGGUCCUGCUAGAGCUGGUCACUUGGAAGCCGGCCAUCCUCUCGGAGCCAGAGCCCACGAAUAUUAUCCAUUGGGUGCAACAACGGCUAACGCAAGGCAACAUCCAGGGUGUGGUGGACGCACAGCUGCAUGGCGCUUACAAUGUCAAUGGAGUGUGGAAGGUAGCGGAGAUCACACUCAAAUGCACCACACAGGCAUCGGUGCAGCGGCCUACCAUGGGCGACGUGGUGGCGCAGUUACAUGAGUGUGUGGAGCUCGAGGAGAGCCGCACCCGUGACUUCAACUCCGGUGGAAGCAGCAGUAAUUACUCAAGCUGGAAUUAUAAUGCUUAUGGCAGUGGGCACUCCACUAAUGUGAGCAGCAAUUCUGCAUUUGGGAUGGAACUGAGGAUGCCAACGGUGGCCACCGGUCCAGGUCCUAUUGCACGCUGA
Triticum aestivum (bread wheat) is the source of this 2772-nucleotide messenger RNA. RefSeq names its product probable LRR receptor-like serine/threonine-protein kinase At1g51820. Gene Ontology annotation, molecular function: protein kinase activity; protein binding; ATP binding. The transcript is spliced from 12 exons. NCBI's taxonomy places the organism in Eukaryota, Viridiplantae, Streptophyta, Magnoliopsida, Poales, Poaceae. The coding region runs from base 1 to 2772 and encodes 923 amino acids. Gene Ontology annotation, biological process: protein phosphorylation. The record is from RefSeq and is a predicted model, not a curated record.